Messenger RNA from Raphanus sativus (radish), 972 nucleotides. RefSeq names its product reticulon-like protein B15. The transcript is spliced from 5 exons. NCBI's taxonomy places the organism in Eukaryota, Viridiplantae, Streptophyta, Magnoliopsida, Brassicales, Brassicaceae. The record is from RefSeq and is a predicted model, not a curated record. Bases 1 to 972 code for a protein of 323 amino acids.
AUGUCUCUCGUGGAUCAAAUACUUGGCCGAGGAGCAGUGGCGGAGUUCUGUUUGUGGAAAAACAAGAUAAUAUCAGGCAUCGUACUUGUAAUGGCCACAAUUAGCUGGUGCAUAUUGGAGAUCAUGGAGACCCGACUUGUACAGUUCCUAUGUUCAAUCUGGUUACUCUUGAUGCUGCUUCUCUUCAUCUGGGUCAAGUUUGGACAGCUCCUUUUCACUCGGAGACCUCCCACUCCUGAAGAAAUCAGAAAGAGAGGUACCCCAUUUAGAGUCUUAUUUCUAAGGACCGAACGUCUUUUCUUGAGGCUUUACGUGAUUGCAUAUGGCGAAGACAUUAAAACCUCUCUCUGGGCCAUCCUUUAUGUGGCCAUCAUACACACCAUUGGGAGCAAAAUCAACCUCCUCACAAUUUUGUAUAUAUGUCUGGUCAGCUCGAUGACGAUUCCAGUUUUGUACCUGAAAAAUCAAGUGGUCAUUGACAAUUUCAUUGGGGAGCUAUCAGAAGUGAAGAACAAGACACUUCAAAUAUUCCAAUCCAGGGUCACCAAGAAAAAGAAUGUGACGCCUCAAACCCCCACAGCUAAUGCUAAUGGAUCAUCCACGUCCAUGGCCAAUGGACCAUUCACGUCUACUGCUAAUAGACUAUUUACGUCUACAGCUAAUAGACCAUCUACAUCCAUGGCUAGUGGGCCAUCCACGUCCACGGCUAAUGUACCAUCCACAUCCACGGCCAAUGGACCAUCCACGCCCACGACUAAUGGACCAUCCACGUCUAUGGCUAAUGAACCACCUGCACCGACGGCUAAUGAACCACACACACCCACGGCUAGUGGACCAUCUGCGCCCAUGGCUAAUGGACCACCCGCAUCCACGGUUAAUGGGUCAUCAACGGCUAAUGAGCCAUCGGAUAAUGAUGGGCCAAGCCGUCACUCGGUCCGUAGGUUCCGUCUGUUCCGACGGUCGGUGCGUUAA